This is a messenger RNA of Paramormyrops kingsleyae, 2016 nucleotides long. The record is from RefSeq and is a predicted model, not a curated record. NCBI's taxonomy places the organism in Eukaryota, Metazoa, Chordata, Actinopteri, Osteoglossiformes, Mormyridae.
CAAAUUUCGUUAAAAUCCGUGACGAUGAGGUCCGAAAGUUUGAUGAUUUGACAUGGAAUGACUCAUUUAAAAUCAAUAAUCCUUUCAUGUCCACAGCAGUGCGGCAUUUCAGCAAAGUGAAAUACAUGCUUACUGGCGAAAUACAAAGAAACCCCCAAUUUCUAAUAAAUAUUAUACUGACUACCCUGCGGGCUACUAUAGAAGCUAGCAGUCGCUAUGUUGGCGACCGUUGCUGUAGACUGUGUAGAGUUUAUCUGUUUGUUCUUCUGUGAAUUAUGUGCAAGGACAAGAUAUAAAUAUAUAUUGUUAAUAGGACAUUUUGUGUUUAGUCUCAUAAUGCAAAUAAUAAAAAUAAUUACUCAACCAGUUACUCUGCUGACAUUAUAAUUUACCAAAAAAUGAAAGUAAUAUUCAAAAAGGUUGUAACGUUGCAUGUUUGUCAGAAGGAGGCGCUAAGUCCAGUUGAAUGUGGAUGUUUUGUGGAACUUCCGCUGUCCGGAUAUUCACUCUGAUCACGCACGACUUACAGGUCACACCAGUUAUGCUAACGGUUAGCAUUCGCGGUCUAAAUUUACCGACACGUAGCUGCCUUUUUCGAAUUUAAUUUUAAAGAAUUCCUGGGUUAUAUAAUCCAUGAAACUAGCGACCUGAAAGUUUGCCUUCCGUGUGAAAAGAAAGUAAGCUUUUCGGCUGUUAACGACAGACACGCUUUUAAACACAAAGUUUAAUAGUACAGUAUCUGCCAGAUCAGUUCGUUCGCGUUUGUUGAUAAGUGUUUGUAUAGUCGAUGAAUAGAAGCUGAACGUUAAGCACCGCGUCUCCAGCACGAUCAUGACGCUUCAGGUAGGGUGCCUGUCUUUCCGGCAGCCCUACGCGGGCUUGGUGUUGAAUGGCGUGAAGACCAUUGAAACGCGAUGGCGGCCUCUGCUGUCGGGGCUGAAUAACUGCACCCUAGCGGUUCAUAUCGCGCAGAAGGACUGGGAGGGCGACGAAUGGAGGGAUGUGCUCAGGGACUCCAUCGGCAUGAGCGAGCGGCAGAUAGAAGAGCUCCUAGUGUCCGGCGAAAGGUUUGGCCGGGGAGUGGUGGCAGGUAAAAGUUAGACCAAUGUUCAUUAGCUGAAUACCAUCAUCACUGAAUACCAUUCUCAUUAAAAAUAAGGAUACAGCCAAGGAUGCAAUUACAUGUAUAUUUUGUUUUGAAAUGAAUUGCAGUUCUAAACAUAACAGGGUGAAUGCAAUAUAUAAUACUAUGAAUAUACUGCAGGGGGCAGUAUAUAGCACUCGACAUCCUGAUUUUCCCGAGUUCAACGCGUCUCCCGGUCAACAAGGGAUUGCCUUGUGUUUCAGUUCCUUAACCAAUCACAGUCUUCAUCGUAUGACAUCACCACAUCGGUCUGUUCUUUUCUCAUUUUCAAACUGAAGACGUCCGGCCAUUAAGCCGGGGACGGUGUGUGGCUCAGUGGCUUAGCCUCUGUAGCUGUGAGCGGAAGGUCUCUGGUUUGAGCCCGGCCUUGACAGAAUCACCGCGUGUCCCUGAGGCCUUUCGCAGGGUCCCUAACCCUCAGCUUAUUGUUUUAUUAUCAUGAAAUAAAGACGCUCCCUUACAUUGCUGCGCAGCCUUUGCAGGUGAGCAUGUUCUUAUGCCCCUUAACAAAAGGCAGACGCAAUAAAAAUGGUACUUUACAAAUCUGUGCACCUUUCCACUUUACAGAAAGCACAGUUUUUAAUGAAUGUGGUGAUGUCAUACAAUGAAGACCGUGAUUGGUUACGGAAGUGAAACACAAGCCCCUUCCUUGUCGGCUCAGGGACCAGCUGAACUCAGGAGAAUCCAGCCAUGCUUCAGAUCCUGGGGCUGGGAGCUGAUGCUGCGUUUGGGCCCCAGAGCAAAGCCCAUAGCCCCCAGGUCCAGGGGGGCUGAACGCAGACACCCUGCACUGUCUCCCCCAAGCCUGCUGUCAUCUGGAUAUGUGUCUGUGUCUCAUGGAGAGCAGGAUGGGACAGGAGAAAAGACCAAUU